Molecule: messenger RNA, 1317 nt
Organism: Chara braunii
Lineage: Eukaryota; Viridiplantae; Streptophyta; Charophyceae; Charales; Characeae
Source: the annotation of a GenBank genome assembly
GCGGCCUUGGUAUUCGCAGUCGAAUGUAAGAACGAGAAAGUGGACAAGAUGUGGAGCUGGAUGGCUGAGGAGAUUGAAGAGCGGCAGCGAUUGAAAAAGGAGAAAGAGGAGGCCAAGAAGAAGGAGGAGGAUGAGAAGAUAAAGAAAGAGGCAGAAGUGAAGCAACCGGCGGAGGCCAAGGACAAGGACGAUUUCAAGGCAAGUAUAGGAAGGAUGGUACAGGAGCAGAUGUGUACCGUGUGUGAGGAAGUAUUAGGAAGGAAGGUGAGACAAGAUGAGCGACCUUUCGUUGCCGUGACUACCGAAAUCCGAAGACGUGCGGACGCUGACAGUCAAAAGGCUGUGGAAGAUGAGGUUCUACGAAAGAAGGAUCUGGAGAUUGGCCGACUGAAGCAGAUGGUGGCGGAAACGCAAAGACAAGUAUGUCAACCACAGUCCGGUCAACAUGAGCAAGAGCUGAAUUCCCUGCGUAUGGACAACCAGCAUUUGAUAAAAGACGUUAUCAGUCUGAAGGAGCAGGUGGGAGAACUUCUCAAAUUGACGAAGCCGGUUGCGGGGGUGGCUAAUGCUACACCGACAGUAGCCAAGGAGAAGGGGAAAGCGAUUUACACUCCGACCGCUGGAGACUAUGUCAAGUUGUCUGAGGCGUACAGGAGGAUGCGAGACGAGAAGGAUUUAGCCGAGAGAGAAGUUCAUGCACUAAAAGAAAGGAUUAAUAGGAUUGGGGCUGCUACGAGUACCCCGACGAGCAUCAAAAGGAAGAGAGUGAUGCGUAAGAGUGUUUCGCCGCCCUCCAAUCUGCGGAUCAGACUGAGCAAAGCAUCUAGUCCUGCUAAGCACAAGGGUAGUGGAGAGAAGGGAUGUACCGGCGUGAAAUUUAUCAAGCUGAAAGACGAAACGCGAGAGGAUUUCAAUAAACGAGUAUGCGUCGAGCUGUCCAAAUUAAAGAAGAAGGAGAUCGAAACGUUAUGUAAAGAAGAACAUUUGGAGUAUGUCACCAUCAAGACUUCCGCUGCUGAUAUUGCUGACGCUUACACCGAUCGUGCAUUUGGGAAGUUGGCCGAUAAUACCGAGACACAUGAAGAUUCGAAGAUGUCGGAAGAUGUGGCCAGUAGCAGUGGACGUGACGGCGAUGAAGAGGAGACUACGUCCGGCUGCUAGGAACUGCCACGGAGCGUCGGUGAACUCAAGGAUCUGGCUCUAGCAUGUAGAGACUUACGAGGAAAUCGAAGAUUGCAGCGAGAUAGCAAGAUCGAUGGUGUAUUUCGGCUUACGGUCAUCUUUCUCAUUCUGCUUCAACAAAUUUCAUGGUGUAUG